CUGUGAUUGAAAUGCACAUAAAGCACUGGAAGAAAAUAGUGAUAAAAUCUUAGACAAACUUGACAAUAAAUACAAAGAUUAUUAUGGUUUAUUAUAUUUAAAAACCAUUCAUAUAUAAAGGCUAAAUGAAAUAUUAAGACAUUUGUUUAACUCGCUUACGACCUGACACAACAGAAUGAAAAUGGUACUAUUUUACAUCGCACUUCAACUGAUUUUAAUAUCGGAAGUAAUAUGUGGAAGAUUUCCGAGAGAAGUGGAGGAAGGACAAAGUGUAAAUAACAAAAGUAAAACAGAUGAGGAUAAAAAGAUCUUUAACAUAUUAAGAUGCAACCAGAGAAAAGAACGCUACAUCAGUCCUGGCGACUGGAGAGAGCUACAAUUAGAAUACUACGAGUGUGUCAAUUCAUAUUAUCAACGUCGUAAAUGCCCUGAAGGACUUGGAGUCGGAAAUGCCUUCGUAGCAAUGGGAAGCAUCGGAAUACCAACCCGAGAAUGGCCGUGUUUGAAAAAUCUAUGCAUUAAAGAAUAUGUGGCGUGUCCAGAGAAAGUUUGGUGUCCAGUAUAUGAACAAUGCGAUCCUAACAGCUUACGAUUUCCAGUUUUUCCAGUAGGAUUUGAUCAAGGAGCUCUGAAAUUCUGCGGCCUUGACAUUGUGGUUGCCCUCGACAUAAGCUGUUCGAUAUCUGAGGAAAACAAAACAACCGUGAAAAAUUUUAUGAAAGACUUGAUAAAAAAAUUUACGAUACAUCCCGUUGAAACUCAAAUUGGUGGAUUAACAUUUGGUCAAGAGAUACAUAAUAUACAGACGCUUAAACAAGGUCGCAAUAAACCAUUCACACUUCGAAACUUCGACAGGAUGGUAAUGACUGAAAGCAAAUGUAUAACGGCGACAGACUUGGCUUUGGAAGCUGUUAGAGACACCUAUUUUCAAGAAACGCAUGGAGAAAGGGCAGAGAUGAAGAAUGUCCUUAUUGUGACGACAGAUGGACAGACCCAUUAUGGAAGGGAUGAGAAAGUCAAAGCAGCAAAGAUCAGAGUCAGGGAAAUUGCAGAGGAAUUAAGGACUAAGAGGCAGGUUCAGACAUAUACUAUUGCUUUACCAAGUGAAAAGUUCUCCAGGCUCAGACAAGAUAGCGAAAAAGCCCUUAAACAGGCGAGAAUAAAAAAAGAGGCUGAAGAACAAUGGCUGCAAAUAGCUGGAUCUGAAGAUCGAGUUUUCACGCUUGAUACAUUUGAAGAGCUUGGGCAAACACUUGUCACAAUUGCAGCGAUUAACUGUAGAAAUAUCAUUAACUAUUAUGGGGAUCCCUGGGAAAAUAUCAGCCAAGAAUAAUACACUGCCGAUUUUUCUUUUCCUUGAUCUAUGAGAAUCCUUUUUAUGUCUUAAUAUUAAGUAAUUGUAACCUACCAGUGCAUGAUGGGAAGAAGAUUGCUAGUAGGACCAUGAAUGACGAUGUGAUAUCUGCAAUAAUUUCUCCUCUGUCCCGAUUUCCCACUACAUUAGAGCCAUACAGGUUUCCUUGGGUGCUGUAUGUGUUCCCAAGAUUCUCUGGAACAAAAUAUAAAUAUCAUGGUAUGCUUAAGUUCAACUUUUUGAAAACGUAAUAUUGAAUUGAGAAGGUUUUAUAAUACUGAUUCAAACUUUUCACUAUUUCAAAAAAUUUUCUGAAAAAAGUGAAAAAAAAAUUUAAAAAAUUUAAAUAGAAUCUAAGAAGGUAGAUUGUCUCCGGAACAUUAGUAGGUAUGGGAUACAUCUGUCAUAUAUGGUCGGUUUCAGAUAUAGGAUGUCUCUGGAACAUUAGUAGGAUGUCUUUAGAACAUUAGUAGGUAUGGGAUACAUCUGUCAUAUAUGGUUGGUUUCGGAUAUAGGAUGUCUCUAGAACAUUAGUAGGUAUGGGAUACAUCUGUCAUAUAUGGUCGGUUUCAGAUAUAGGAUGUCUCCAGAACAUUAGCAGGUAUGGGAUCCAUCUGUCAUAUAUGGUCGGUU
Messenger RNA from Owenia fusiformis, 1987 nucleotides. NCBI's taxonomy places the organism in Eukaryota, Metazoa, Annelida, Polychaeta, Sabellida, Oweniidae. The record is from the annotation of a GenBank genome assembly.